Molecule: messenger RNA, 1990 nt
Organism: Ahaetulla prasina
Lineage: Eukaryota; Metazoa; Chordata; Lepidosauria; Squamata; Colubridae
Gene: SNX30
Product: sorting nexin family member 30
Exons: 9
Coding region: 335-1660 (441 amino acids)
Cellular component (GO): cytoplasm
Molecular function (GO): phosphatidylinositol binding; protein binding
Source: RefSeq, a predicted model, not a curated record
CCAACCCCCCUCCCAGCCACCUCCGCCGCCUAUGGCCGCCCGCUCUCGGCCGAGGGCGGAGUCUCCCCGGGUGAAAUUGCUCCGGGUGCCGCUGCCGCUGCGACGUUGUAUCUUCUGCGACUUCGUUCGCUGAGGGAGGGAAGGCAGGGCUGGAGGGGGCCGGUGGUGACGGUGUUCCCGUUGCAAAGCCGCCGCGGAGCCGCCGCCGCCGCCGCCGCCUCUUCCGCCGGCGGAAAAGCGGGCGCUCCCUUAGCUGAGCCCGAGGCGGCCUCUGAGCGGCGGCGAAGCUUGCGGACAGGCUUCGGCUUCGGCUCGCCCCUGCUCCGCCUCCACCAUGUCUGUAGCUGGGGAUGGCGGGGCGGGGACUCCCAAGGCGCUACCUUCGUCCGGACCCAAAUCCCUGCAGGACAUCCCGCACCCGCUGGCCGCCUCCAGCAGCGAGGAGCUCAGCGUGGAACUGACGCCCAGCCCGGAUUUGCAACUGCCCCGCAGCAUCGCCGACAAGGAUCUCAGUUUGCCCAACGGUACUCCUGCAGAUACUUCUAGUCCCGCUUCUUCCUCCUCGCUUCUUAAUAGACUACAACUGGAUGAUGACUUGGAUGGGGAGAUGAGGGACCUCUUUGUCACUGUUGAUGAUCCCAAAAAGCAUGUCUGUACAAUGGAGACUUACAUCACUUACCGGGUCACAACUAAGACCACACGAGCGGAGUUUGACUUGCCAGAGUAUUCAAUGCGCCGAAGAUACCAGGAUUUUGAUUGGCUCAGGAAUAAACUGGAGGAAUCUCAGCCAACUCAUCUCAUUCCUCCUCUUCCAGAAAAAUUUGUAGUCAAAGGUGUGGUUGACCGUUUUUCAGAAGAAUUCGUUGAGACGAGGAGAAAGGCCUUGGACAAAUUCUUAAAAAGGAUUGCGGAUCAUCCGGUACUUUCUUUCAAUGAACAUUUCCAUGUGUUUCUUACAGCCAAAGAUCUUAAUGCUUACAAAAAACAAGGAAUGGCUUUGCUUACCAAGAUGGGAGAAUCGGUAAAAUAUGUCACAGGAAGCUAUAAAUUAAGAAGUCGACCGUUGGAGUUUGCUGCCAUGGGUGAAUAUCUAGAUACGUUUUCUCUGAAGCUAGGAACUAUUGAUAGAAUAGCACAGCGGAUAAUCAAAGAAGAAGUGGAAUAUUUAGUGGAACUACGAGAAUACGGUCCUGUUUAUUCAACCUGGAGUGCACUAGAGACAGAGGUGUCUGAACCUCUUGAAGGAGUAUCAGCCUGCAUUGGAAACUGUUGCACAGCUCUUGAGGAAUUGAGCGAAGACAUGACUGAAGACUUCCUGCCUGUUUUACGAGAAUAUAUCCUGUAUUCAGAUUCCAUGAAGAAUGUGCUGAAGAAAAGAGAUCAAGUUCAAGCAGAAUAUGAAGCCAAACUAGAAGCUGUGGCGCUCAAGAGAGAAGACCGUCCCAAGAUGCCCACAGAUGUUGAAAAGUGUCAAGACCGGGUAGAGUGUUUCAACGCUGACCUGAAGGCUGACAUGGACAGAUGGCAGAACAACAAGCGGCAAGAUUUUAGGCAGCUGCUGAUGGGAAUGGCAGAUAAAAACAUCCAAUAUUACGAGAAGUGCCUUACGGCGUGGGAGUCUAUUAUACCACUGUUGCAAGAUAAGACAGAGACCAAAUAAGCUGCAGCUUUUUUCUGAAUUUCUUCCCUGCACCACGGACAUUCACCAAAUGCCCAGAAUCACUACCACUAAUUAUACUGAAGAUUUACUAUACACCUUGAUGUAAGAUUUUUUUUUCUCUCCUGGAGGAACACCAAGUGUGCUAAUACUGAACUGUACAUUUUUGCCACUUUUUAACCAAACCACCUUGAACAUUCUUACUCUGUGAACUUUGGAUGAUGGAAGUUAAAACAAGAGCACUUUUUUCUCUUGGACCACUUUAUAUUAAAUGAAAUUGAUAAAUGGAACACUAAAAUCAUAAUAAAAAUAAAGACUCUUAAAUGCAAGGUG